Molecule: messenger RNA, 1605 nt
Organism: Saccharomyces cerevisiae S288C
Lineage: Eukaryota; Fungi; Ascomycota; Saccharomycetes; Saccharomycetales; Saccharomycetaceae
Gene: EKI1
Product: bifunctional choline kinase/ethanolamine kinase EKI1
Exons: 1
Coding region: 1-1605 (534 amino acids)
Biological process (GO): phosphatidylethanolamine biosynthetic process
Cellular component (GO): cytoplasm
Molecular function (GO): choline kinase activity; ethanolamine kinase activity; phosphotransferase activity, alcohol group as acceptor
Source: RefSeq, marked reviewed
AUGUACACCAAUUAUUCACUUACAAGCAGUGACGCAAUGCCCCGAACUUACUUGGUCGGCACAGCCUCACCAGAAAUGUCUAAGAAAAAGCGCCAGUCUGCAAAUUGUGACAAGCCAACGAGGAGGGUGAUCCACAUCAUCGAUACUAAUGAGCACUCAGAAGUCGACUUGAAAAAUGAACUGCCAAUAACAUGCACGAAUGAAGACGGUGAGAUGACAUCAAGCUCAUGGACUUCACAAACCGCUAAUGAUUUUCUCAAACUGGCAUACGUAAACGCGAAAUUAGACCCGUCUUUGCCAUCUCAAUAUUUCAAACAAGAUAUCAUAAAUGUUUUACAAAGCUUGGAGAUUCCUGGAUGGUCUGUGCCCGGCUCUAAAGAAUCCUCGUUGAAUAAGAAUUUAUUAACUUUGACACAAAUCAAGGGGGCCCUUACAAAUGUUAUUUAUAAGAUUCACUAUCCAAACUUACCCCCUUUACUGAUGAGAAUUUUUGGUGAUAGCAUAGAUUCUGUAAUUGAUAGAGAGUAUGAAUUAAAGGUUAUUGCGAGAUUAUCAUUUUAUGAUUUAGGACCCAAACUAGAAGGGUUUUUUGAAAAUGGCAGAUUUGAAAAAUACAUUGAGGGUUCGAGGACAUCUACUCAAGCCGACUUUAUAGAUCGGGAUACUUCAAUAAAAAUUGCUAAAAAAUUGAAAGAGUUGCAUUGUACUGUUCCAUUAACGCAUAAAGAAAUAACGGAUCAACCGUCAUGCUGGACAACCUUUGAUCAGUGGAUCAAAUUAAUAGACUCGCAUAAAGAGUGGGUUUCCAAUAAUGUAAAUAUAAGUGAAAAUUUACGCUGUUCAAGUUGGAAUUUUUUUUUAAAGAGUUUCAAAAAUUAUAAGCGUUGGUUGUAUAAUGAUUCUGCUUUUACCUCAAAAUUAUUAAGAGAGGAUGAUAAAGAUAGUAUGAUAAAUUCUGGGCUAAAAAUGGUAUUUUGCCAUAACGACUUACAGCAUGGUAAUUUACUUUUUAAAAGUAAGGGUAAGGAUGACAUCUCAGUGGGCGAUUUAACAAUUAUUGACUUUGAGUACGCAGGCCCUAACCCCGUUGUAUUUGAUUUAUCAAAUCAUUUGAAUGAAUGGAUGCAAGACUAUAAUGAUGUGCAGUCUUUCAAGUCUCAUAUUGAUAAGUAUCCAAAAGAAGAAGAUAUUUUAGUUUUUGCACAAAGUUAUAUAAAUCACAUGAAUGAGAACCAUGUCAAAAUUGCUUCUCAAGAGGUUAGGAUUCUUUACAAUCUAAUCAUCGAAUGGAGGCCUUGUACACAAUUAUUCUGGUGCCUUUGGGCUCUUUUGCAAAGCGGAAGGCUACCACAACGACCACUGAUAGAAGGUGAAAAACUAAUGAGCGAAAAGGCUGGACUAGGUGAUGAAACGCACCUUAUGGAGCACAAAAAUAAAGAGAAUGGAAAAUACGAUUGUUCUGAAGAUGAUUCGUUCAACUAUUUAGGAUUUUGUAAAGAAAAAAUGUCUGUCUUUUGGGGCGAUUUAAUUACAUUGGGAGUUAUCGACAAAGACUGCCCAGAUAUUGGAAAAACAGAUUACUUAGACACUAAACUUAUUUUUUAA